UAUUACUUAUAAACUCUGGAGCCUUUUUCUCAUUGUACAAUUUAUUUAAGGUCCUUUCAAAUAUACAUAUACAUAAAUGAUUGUAUAGGCUUUACUUUAUAAGUAAUAUAAUUGUAAAAAAAAAGAUAUUUUGUAUCAAACAUAGUAAAGAUGGAACCAAAUACCGAAAAUAAAUUGGACGAAGUGCAGAGACAGAUAUUUGAUCGCAUUGCCAAAAACGAUGUAAAUGGCUUCAAGCAGCUGAUAACCCAACUAAAGGAGGGUGUCGAUUUUGUAGAUGAGGAUGGGAUGACUCCGCUCCAACAUGCUUGUUGCAAGGGUAAUAAAGAAGCAGUACAAAUAUUAUUAGAUAUGGGUGCUGAUAUACAUUUCAAUAAACAUGGCGCUGAUUAUACYCCGUUGCACUUCGCAGCUUUGUCAGGCAACACGGAAGUGUGUCGGCUUAUUCUAGAUGCUGGUAUAAAUCCAAGUAGCUUAAAUAGCGUUUCUCGAACAGCAUCACAGAUGGCUGCUUUUGUUGGUAAUCACUCCUGCGUGGAAACGAUCAAUAACUAUGUUCCYCGAAAGACAUUGGAGUACUAUACACGUGUACAGGGUCAACAAAAAGAGCCACUGAUACCUCCGGGGAUGAUGGAUUUGUUUCAUCAAUUUGUUAUAGAAAUUAAUUUGCAUCCUGUGCGCAUCGCACUAAAUUUACAAUCUUUGGGAUUGUUAAAAAAUUUGCAAGGUUUGAAGAAAACUUUGGAGUAUAUGUGUGAAAAGGAAAUGAAGAAGACCAAUGAUGUUAAUGAACUCAUGGCAUUUAAAUUUCACUAUCUUGGUUGGAUUGUGUCGGAAUUGAUGCGCUGCGAGGAACAGUGUAAAGCCCAACGUAAGGAAAAGUUGAAUGAAGUUGAUGCAGGAAAGCACGAUUUUGUAGAAUUAUUUAUAAAGCGAGUAUUAAAAGAAAACAAAAUUGGCCAGCUAGAUUACAUAGAAUUUACUCUACGUGAUUGCGUGCGUGAGUUUCCGUUCAGAGAUUGCACUGUGUUUCGUCAAGUUGUUUCCCAACUAGCUGCUAAAGAUCCGCAACCUGCACUAAUAGUCUUUCGCAAUGCUAUUAACGGUCAUCGUGGUUUUGCGGAUGAUACAUCAUAUUGCAGUUCUUGUGGCAAUGAAAAACCAGACAAAAAGUGCUCAAAAUGUAAACAAGUGAAAUAUUGUGAUCGUGAAUGUCAACGUUUGCAUUGGUUUAUGCAUAAAAAGACUUGCGCCAGGCCUACCUCGAACGCUACGGCUUCGACCAGCACUUCAUCAGCUAAAGAGCCAAUAGAUACAGCUGAAUUACAUGAGGAACUUUCCAAAAUUACUACUAGCUAAAUGAUGUGUAUAUUUGUACGACUAAUAAAUGUUUGGUACCUUUACCGUUUAUAUUCACCUUA
Molecule: messenger RNA, 1421 nt
Organism: Bactrocera latifrons
Lineage: Eukaryota; Metazoa; Arthropoda; Insecta; Diptera; Tephritidae
Product: ankyrin repeat and MYND domain-containing protein 2
Exons: 3
Coding region: 151-1359 (402 amino acids)
Molecular function (GO): protein binding
Source: RefSeq, a predicted model, not a curated record